Molecule: messenger RNA, 2115 nt
Organism: Lindgomyces ingoldianus
Lineage: Eukaryota; Fungi; Ascomycota; Dothideomycetes; Pleosporales; Lindgomycetaceae
Exons: 8
Coding region: 1-2115 (704 amino acids)
Source: RefSeq, a predicted model, not a curated record
AUGGUCAUUAAGCGCGACAUGUCGAUUAGGAUGCGAAUAAAGAGCCCUGCAUGUGAUUCAUUGCUGCUGAUCAUCGAGAACGGAUUCCUACCAUGGGAAAACAGCGAUUUGGAUGACCUUGGCGGCAUUUACAGGACGUUGGCGUCAUCAUGCAGGAACUCUCUGACUUAUUUACAACAUUUUUGGUUCGGACCCAGCCGCCUACUACUUGCGGAGCUCAGUAGGAGCGCAGUGUGGGUUGUCCACCAUCGCUAUCUCGGCGUGCUAGAUAUCCAUAGAAUGUCACCAAACUCUCUCCGCAAAGCCGCCCCGAAACAUAAGUCAGAGGAGUUCUUUUUUCACGUUCAGAUCCAUCUUCUUUUGCUUAGUGUGAUCAAAUGCCAAGCGUUGCGCCUUUUUCUGCGACCCUUCCGCAACGCCAAGGUUUCCACUAUCCUCGAAAACGUCAAUACCAUUCGUGCGGACUCGUUUGAUCCUCGUCUUUGCCCUUCAGCCAAGAUGUUCUGUCUCUGCUUCGUCAUGCCCCCUCGGUCCUGUGGUGACAUGUGUGGGGGCCCAGCGACGAAGAUGACUUUUCAUAAGCAGCCACGAGGCGGAACUGGUUUUUUCAUAUCUUCUUCAUCUUUCAUUCGGAUUCUUUUUCAUUUCUUUUUUAAUUGGAGCGUUGUCGUGGCCUUUGUGGUUUUAUCUAGUGUUGUAAAAUGUGAAGAAGUCACUAUUAAGGGCAGCUGGACAGUAUGCUUGACCUAUCCAUCGUCCACCUUUGCCACUUCCGGCUUUGCUUCUUACUUUUCCCUCAUUCAAUCUCUCACUAAACGUCAGAUAAACAUCGGAGGUCUCCAACUCGGGGGAGGAGGGAAAGGAAAAGAAGGCCAAGAGAAUACGCCGGCUUCUGGGAAUCGUAAUGGGACAAAUGGGAAUGACAAUGCGGGGCUGAGCAUUGGCGGACUGACUCUGGGUGGCCCCGGAGGUGGCAUCACUUUCACAGGGAACGGGCAGAAAGGACAACAAGGCGAAGGCCAAGCUCAGGCAGCUGAAUCUCAAAAGGGGGAACAAGCAGCGAAAGGUGGAGGCCAAGCUGCCGCAGGAAAUGCGACCGAGCCCGCUGCUGAGACUCAGAAGCCAGGGGAGGGUCAGGCUCAAGCUAGUGAGGGUCAGGCUCAAACUCCGAAGGGAGAACAGGGAGCAAAGGGCGAGGGUCAGGGUCAGGCGGGUGAAGGUCAGCCCAACGCGAAUUCUACUAAGGGCGCUUCUGGGACUGAGAAGCAAGGCGAGCCCCAGGCUCAGCUAGAGGGUCAGAAGCAGGGUGAAGGGCAAGUGCAAGCCGCCGAAGGUCAAGCCGCGGCUGGAAACGCAACAGAAGGUGAAGGAGGUCAGAAAGAAGGCGAGCAACAGGGUGGAGAACAGCAAUCCCCGAAGGGAGAGAAGGCAAACGAGACCCAAGGAACCGAAGGACAAGCAGCGAAGGGAGAAGCAAAUGGCAAUCUCGCGGUCGAGCAAUCCGAACAAUUUUCCGAAGGAUUCGGUAUCACCCUUGACCAAAACGGCAACACAGCAAAUUCGGGCGGAAAUCUAGGAAUUACUCAGGGGACAGACGGAUCGCAGAGCGUGGGUGGUGAGAACGGGAUCAACAUUGCGGCAAAUGGAGAGGCCACUAUUGCAGGAAAUGAGAGAGAUGUUAUCGUGUCGGACAACUUUCGACGAGGAUGUUCCUGUUACUCCAAGGGUUUGGAAAUGUUGAUAGAUUUACUUCGCAGCGGAAGUGCAAGAGGUGAAUAUGCCAAGCUAGACCAUCGAGCAAGCGAUUGGUUUUGCGUGCAAGUGCAGAGAGGGAAACCUGCAGUGUCUCAAAGAGUUUCACGGACGUUUCCCAGGCUAGGCCGUACGUAUCCACGCGUGCGGCUGUCACCGCUUCCGGUAUUCGUUUACUGGAAUGUUCCUAAAGUGAUGAAAGAGGCCGCCGAGCCCGGAAUCUGCAUUCUUGAGCGGUAUGUUAUCAAAAGCUCCUCUAAAACGUCACAGAGCACUGCAGAUAUGGGAUUAAAAGGAGAUAGCGGCUGCAACAGCUUUGAAAACAUGGGGCUGUACCUUAAGUUUUACGUAGCCGCGCGCUAG